Emiliania huxleyi CCMP1516 is the source of this 777-nucleotide messenger RNA. RefSeq lists its product as hypothetical. NCBI's taxonomy places the organism in Eukaryota, Haptophyta, Isochrysidales, Noelaerhabdaceae. The annotation marks the transcript as partial. Gene Ontology annotation, molecular function: acyltransferase activity. The transcript is spliced from 5 exons. The record is from RefSeq and is a predicted model, not a curated record.
CUCACGCGCGAGCAGCUGGCGAUGGUGCCGGUCCUCGCGUCGCGCCAGGCGAUGCGCCACCCGCUCUCCCUCACCGAGGCGCCGCCUCAGCCUCGGCCCGAUGGCGCGAGUGCCCCCCUCAGCCUCGACGAGGUGCUCGCCUCGCGCCCGGUCGCCCCCGCGACCAACCUGCUCGAGUGCGCACGCCGCGCGGACGGCGGCGCCGCCUUCAUCGUCGCCGACUCCAACUUUAUCGACGCGACGCUCGGCCACGACGCGCGGCCGCAGUCUGGCUGCGCACGCCGCAUCCGGGACACGUCCACGACACGCUGCGCGUGCUACUACCAGGCGAGCGGGCCGCUCUACCCGCCGCCGCGCAUCAGCGACGAGGUCUUCUCUUGCGAGCACGCCGCCGGCUCCGCCUACUCCGAGGCGCAGCUCUUGCCGAGCGACAUCGACUGGUUCGGCCUGUACGAUUGCUUCCCGAUCUGCUACGUGCGUGCGCUCGAGGCGGUCGGCCUUGCGCGCAAGGGGGAGGGCGGCCGCUGGGUCGAGCGCGCGCACGCGGCGACGCAGGCGGAGGGGUACGAGCCGUCGGUUCUGCCUGUCAACACGCACGGAGGCUUGCUUGGCUUUGGCGCGCCGUGGGAGGUGCCCGCCAUGUACAACGCGUGCGACCAGCUGCUGGGCACCGCCGGCCAGAGGCAGGUGGGGGACGUGCGGCGGGCGCUCGUGUACGGGAAUGGCGGUAUCUUUUCGCACUCGGCGGUGGCGAUUCUAGCGCAGCCGGUGGAUUGA